AUGGAAAGAAGAAAAGUUAAGAAAAAUGGCUUUGCGCUGCCUUUAAACCCGCUCCAAAUCGUAACUUGAAUAGCUACAGUUCUGAACGUCGCUUUUGGCGUGGUCAUAUCUGUUGCAUCAGCUUCUUCUAUUUCUAUUGUAGGAACUAUUUAGUCAAUUUUAACACUCGGGUAUUUUAUUUCUCAAGUGAUUGUUAUUGUUUUGGGCUAUUUGAUAACUAUUAGUGGAUAAAUAAAAUGGCAUUCGGUUCGAGAGAAAUUAGCUUUGCUAAUUUUCUCUCCCUCAUGGAAAUUUUAUUUAUAGGGUUAGGUUUUCACUCGAAGACUUCUGGACAGCAAUAGCGGUUUAACUCUGGGAUAACCAGAGGAACCACUCCUCAGUCCACUCAAGAUUUCGGGCUUUUACCUCUCAGCACAUCCCCACGGGAGUAUGACCCUCAGGCGGAACACGCGCAGGAGCUGAGUCGAACGACAAGGGCGACGGCAACGCGCCGGGUGAGACGUGCAGCAGAGCUGGUGAAGUAGGAGUUGAUAGAAGGCUUGGACGGGCUGACCUGUGCCAAGAUGGCUCGCCUACGUCAUCAGUUUUGCCAUAGGCCCUUUUGGGCUGCGGCACUAGACACCUUAAACACCAGAUAAGUAAGUAAGUAAGAUAACUAUUAGUGACCCAACUGACCCAGUGUCUAUUGCUUAUAUAAAGGCGAGAAAUGAAAAUGUGUAUUUUGAUGAAAGAAUGUAUAACUCUUUUUGCUCUAUUUGUGCUUGUCUGGUUAAUGAUAAGAGCAAGCAUUGUGGAGUAUGCAAUCGAUGCGUUGAUGAUUUUGAUCAUCAUUGUGUGUGGCUUAACAAUUGUGUUGGGAAAAAGAAUUAUAAGAUAUUUAUCUAUCUGAUUAUUGUGCAAAAUAUUAAUAUGUGUUUCUUACUUGGGAUAAGCGUAACCUUAAUUGAUUUCAAAUACUCCAAUGAGACAAGAUAUAAUUCUUUGGUUGAAAGUAUGCUUGAUAUCGGAGAAUUCGAUCUUAUUUUAGUUUUAGCUUUUAUCUUGGUGGUUGAAACAUCUUUUGUGAUUGUUUUUUUGACAUUGCUGUGCGGUCUGCAUGGGUGACUGAAGCUCAAUAAUCUAACCACUUAUGAAUGGAUAAGUUUGAGGAGGAGAAACAUAAAAAUAAGUGUUAUUCGAACUGGAGGAAAUGAUUCAACGAUGAUUGCUGGCUUAGACCAGAGCUUUGCAGAUAACGAAAAGUGCAGCAAGUUCACAAACAGUCUUAAGAUUGAUAGUAUGGCUAAGGACGAGAUCUUACAAAUAUUUAACGGCAUUCCGGUUGAAGAUAAUGCCCCGAAUCGUACUUUUUAA
This is a messenger RNA of Blepharisma stoltei, 1353 nucleotides long. The record is from the annotation of a GenBank genome assembly. NCBI's taxonomy places the organism in Eukaryota, Ciliophora, Heterotrichea, Heterotrichida, Blepharismidae.